This is a messenger RNA of Patella vulgata (common limpet), 871 nucleotides long. RefSeq names its product S-crystallin SL11. The transcript has 5 exons. Gene Ontology annotation, biological process: glutathione metabolic process. NCBI's taxonomy places the organism in Eukaryota, Metazoa, Mollusca, Gastropoda, Patellidae. Bases 42 to 656 code for a protein of 204 amino acids. Gene Ontology annotation, molecular function: glutathione transferase activity. The record is from RefSeq and is a predicted model, not a curated record.
UGAGAUUUUACCCACCGUAACCUACAGACAUCGACUGUACAAUGCCUUCUUACAAGUUUAACUAUUUUGAUUUAAGAGGAAAAGGUGAAACGUGCAGACUAUGUUUUAUAGCCGCUGGUGUCUCGUUUAAAGAUCACAGGAUUGAUUAUGCAGCAUGGCCAGGAAACUACAAAGCCGAAACACCAUUUGGUCAGCUACCUUACCUGGAAAUAGAUGGAAAGAAAUUUGCUCAAUCAGGAGCCAUUGCUUCAUAUAUAUCUAGAGAAUACGGUUUGUAUGGUACCAGCUCUUUGGAAGCUUUAUCUAUAGAUGGUGUAGUGGGUUUAGCAGCCGAUUAUUUCACCAUGUGGGCUAAAUCGCACUUUGAAGCUGAUGCAGGCAAAAAGACGGAACUACAAUUAAAACUAAAAGACACCGACUUACCCAGUUUUCUUGCUAAUCUGGAAAAAAUUCUGACUGCUAAUGGAUCAGGAUAUUAUGUUGGAAAUCAGUUGACAUUAGCAGAUUUGUCUGUUUAUGAUAUUCUGGAGAAUUCCUACAGAGAUUAUCCCAGUGUUUACAGUAGUUAUCCUAAAGUCUUGGCCAACCGCAAGAAAAUCGCAGCUCUGCCACGUAUAGCGGAAUAUUUGUCAAAGAGAAAUGUUACAGAAAUUUAAGACCUAAUCCUUUUUUUAAACUUGGCCCACUAUCUUUCAUUCUAUGAAGUCUAACAUACACAUCCUACAGUCACUUUUAUGACAAGAUAUUUUCAUAGUUUUUACUUUUCUGUAAAUAAAGGCAGCAUAGUGUUCCUGUCAUAAUCUAUACAGCACGAUUUUAAGAUUAUCUGUUUUAAAUUUGUAAUUCGCUUAGAAAUACAAAGAAAAUUCUU